UGCUGCUGACCUGAUCCACCCCGACCAGACAGUAUAAACACGAGGCAGAUGCCUGGCAGAAAUCAGUCGGAGGUUCCAGGCUUCAGGGUCCAGGUCCCCAGGAUCAGCAGCGAGAACCAGACACCUGCAGUAUGUGUUCCCUGCCUAUGGCGAGAUACUACAUAAUCAAAGACACAGACCAGAAGGUUCUGUACAUAAGAGAUGGCCAGCUGCUGGUGGGAGAUCCUGAUGUAGACAAGUGCAGUGCGGAGAAGAUCUGCAUCCUUCCAAACAGAGACCUGGACCGCGCCAAGGUCCCCAUCCUCCUGGGGACCCAGGGUGGGAGCCGCUGCCUGGCAUGUGUGGAGACAGAAGCUGGGCCUUCUCUACAACUAGAGGAUGUGAACAUCGAGGACCUCUACAAGGGGGGUGAAGAGGCCACACGCUUCACCUUCUUCCAGAGCAGCCUGGGCUCUGCCUUCAGGCUGGAGGCUGCUGCCUGGCCUGGCUGGUUCGUCAGUGGCCCGGCCGAGCCCGAGCAGCCAGUGCAGCUCACCAAGGAGAGCGAGCCCACGGCCCGCACCGAGUUCUACUUUGAGCAGAGUCGGUAGGGAGGCAGGGUGCCGAGGUCCAUGCUGCUCAGGGUCUUCAUGGUGCAUUCCCCACCCCCCCCCAAAGAUGUCUCCAUCUGAAUUCCCAGACCCACGAAUGUGUUAUGGCAAAUGAGACUGCACAAGUGGGAUUAAGACCCCUAGGUUAUCCCGGUGGCCCCCAUGGAACCAUGGGUCCCCAGGAGGGUGAGGAAGGAGGGUGGGGGUGAGAGGGAGAUUGAAAGAUGCUGCACUGCUGAUGGUGAAGAUGGAGAGAGGAGCCAGGCGCCAACAGGUGCGGGCGGAUUCUGGAACAGGCAGCGGGAUGGGCCCUCCUCGGCGCCUCCAGCAGCAUGGCUCUCCUGAAACCUUGGUUUUUAGUCCCAUGAAACCAGUUUCAGACUUCUGACCUCCAGACACCAAUAAACCUGGGUUGUUUGAA
Oryctolagus cuniculus (rabbit) is the source of this 1011-nucleotide messenger RNA. RefSeq names its product interleukin 38 (gene IL38). Gene Ontology annotation, molecular function: interleukin-1 receptor binding; cytokine activity. The record is from RefSeq and is a predicted model, not a curated record. Lineage: Eukaryota; Metazoa; Chordata; Mammalia; Lagomorpha; Leporidae. Gene Ontology annotation, biological process: inflammatory response to antigenic stimulus; positive regulation of gene expression; cytokine-mediated signaling pathway.